This is a messenger RNA of Halichondria panicea, 3259 nucleotides long. RefSeq lists its product as uncharacterized. Gene Ontology annotation, biological process: protein phosphorylation. The transcript is spliced from 10 exons. The record is from RefSeq and is a predicted model, not a curated record. Gene Ontology annotation, molecular function: ATP binding; protein serine/threonine kinase activity. The coding region runs from base 5 to 2008 and encodes 667 amino acids. NCBI's taxonomy places the organism in Eukaryota, Metazoa, Porifera, Demospongiae, Suberitida, Halichondriidae.
UCUGAUGUACAGUAUGCCGCCUACGUUCGAUCAUAGAUUAUACUCAAUCUAUGGUUCGAUACUCUCUCUUUAUCAUAAACUCUUGGUAUUAGCUAUGGCAGAAGUUGGAACCCAUGAUGAUUUGGCAGCUUACGAGAUACAAGACGUGAUUGGUUUGGAGGAUGCUACUGAGAGGGGGAGGGGCUCUUUUGGAGCUGUGUAUGAAGUCGAAGUCUAUGGUGUUCCAUGUGUAGCCAAAUGUCUUCACGAUAUCCUCAUAGGCUAUCAGCAGCAGUUCAAGGGACCAAUGAAACUAGACGAAGAAGGUGUGGAUGCUAUACGAUCCAAGUUUCGAGACGAGUGCACCCUUCACUGUCAGUUGAGGCAUCCGAACAUAGUUCAAUUUUUGGGUAUCCACUAUGGGAUGUAUAGUGGAGAGUUGGCUUUGAUUGUCGAGAGGCUUCAGUGGGAUUUAGGGAAGUUUGUGGAAGCAUAUAAAGAGAUUUCUGAAUCGAUCAAAGUAUCAUUUCUAUUGGACGUGGCAUAUGGUCUUAUGUAUCUUCACAACCGCACACCUUCUGUUAUCCACCGAGAUCUCUCUGCUGGUAAUGUCCUAAUCUCUGGAGAAGGAAAAGCGAAGAUAGCUGAUUUGGGAGCAUCUAAAAUUUUUCAAAUGUCUGCAUUUCAAGCACACACUGCUGGCCAGCCUGGAGCAUUUGCUUACAUGCCACCCGAAGCUCUUCAACCGAAUCCACAAUAUGACCAGUCAUUCGACAUCUUCUCGUUUGGUGCAGUUGCUCUUUACACGGCUACUCAAAAGUUCCCUUUUGCUCACGAAAUAGCACCUUCGGUUAGAGAGGUACAAAAUGGAGAGAUACAAAUUGCUAAGCGAAGAGUGGCUAUUGAACAAGCUCAAAACAGUUGUCUUUUGCCUUUGAUUAAAAAUUGUCUCUUUGACAACCCACAAAGUCGCCCAUCUACGUCGAAACUUUGUAUUCACCUGAAACAACUGGCAUCACGGAAUCCACGAAUAAGUGGAGAUUUUUCAAAGAUACUUGGUAAAGAAAAAGAUGCAGAUAUUAUAUCAUUAAAAGAAGAGGUAUCGAAGCUUCAAGAACAAACAAGAAGCCAGUUGGAGUUUCGAGAAGUACAGAGACAACAUAUUCUGAAAAUGAGUGCCGAUAGAGCAGUAUUGAUAGAGGAGUAUGGAAGUCAUGUACAGUCCUUAACGUUGAAAUGUGACAGAAGUGCUGAGUCACUACAAAGGGGGCAAGAAGAGAUUGCUCACUUAAAAUUGGAAAUGGUUACUCUCAACAAGGAAAAAAACGAAGCAGUAAUAAAUCAGUCCCAACUUCAGCAAGAGCUCCAGAAAAUGCAACGAACCUUUGACAUGGAACGACAAGAUUCUGCCUCUGGACGGAUCUCGCUGGAGAGAGAACUUCAGGAGCUCAAGGAUAGGAACACUGCUCUGGAGCAUCAGCUCUUGGAGUAUGCCGAGACCAUCAGUGAUCUGUCAAAGUCCCCUAGGCCCGCUAUGGCUACUAACCCCAACCCCAUUCCUGGUCUAAGUAUGAGUGAAGCCAAUCCCACCCACUGCCCUCUGUGCAACACCCCUGUCGCCGGUAGUGGCGGGCUACAGCUGCACUACUUCACCAGUUGUGAGACCUAUGAUAGACUGUCCAAUGAGCAGCCACGCCUCAAUCCAAGUGCCACACUCCCCACUUCUCAACAUAAAACAUUUCGAGAGCCCCCCAAACAAAGAGACGACCAUCACUUCCAGCUCGAAACUGAACUAGCUUCUCUAAAUAUGAAACCUUCCAAAACACAUCGAAAGCGUACAACAUCUGGAAGUCGAGCAAAACAGUACAAGGACCUGGAGUCCCCUAGGCCCGCUAUGGUUACUAACCCCAACCCCAUACCUGAUCUAAGUAUAAGUGAAGCCAAUCCCACCCACUGCCCUCUGUGCAACACCCCUGUCGCCGGUAGUGACGGGCUAGCGCUGCACUACCUCACCAGUUGUGAGACAUGAUGGACCAGAGGAGAGAGGACACAAUAGGCACUAAGUUAACACUGCAAAAAAUUUUGUUUGAAACUACAUUGCAUAAUCGUUUUAACAUUAUUCUUAAACAGUUGAAUCAACUUAAUAUUUAGUAAAAUAAAAAGACAACGUUAAAAUAAUCAGUAUAUGUGGUUUUAACUUAAAAUAUUGUAGAACCACACAAUGUCUUUUAUUUCUACAAUAAUUUACAUAGAAUCUAUUAUUGAUAUCUUAAAUCAAACUAACAAACUCAUUUUGAUUAAAUUAUAUUUGAAACUCUAUCAUGCAGCAUGUUAGAAUACAAUAUAUAAAUUUAGAUUUAACAAUAAUAAUAUUAAUUUUGUUCUAACACAGGCACACAUAUAAUUAUAUACAAUCAAUAUUUUUAACAAUCCAUUUAUAAUAGCAUGAGUGAUGUGAAAUUAUAUAUACAGUCAUGAACAUUGUAAGCAAGUUUGCAUAGAACCAUAGAUAUAGAGGACCUAGAGAAACUAAAUGAAAUUGUGGGCGUGGCUAUGCUAAGUCUAAGAUUGCGCAUGCUCAGUAGAUCUAGAUCUGUGAAACCAUGUGCUCCAAAAAAAGAGAAGACACCCUUACUAUAAUUAUGCUGGACAUUUGCUGCUAUAAAUCUGACUGUGAUGAUACUUCUGUGAGAGGUAUGACUGUGACUCGACUACACCAAGUGGAUGAUGAUACUUCUAGUUCUGUAAGAGGUAUGACUGUGACUACACCAAGUGGAUGAUGAUACUUCUGUGAGAGGUGAGGGACAAGCAUAAAGUGUCUAGUUUUCUGAAAUUCCUUAAACUGGCAAGCUUGACAUGCGAGAACAAACGAAACAAACAGACGAAUGGAUAGAAGUGGCGUCAUUGUUGGAUAUCCUCUCGGUGAUUGAUAAUACACGGUAAUAAUUAAUAUCAAUAACAAUGAUGUAUUUACUAUUAUAGGUGGACUCUGCAUGGUCAAGAGUGAUCGGUCUGCUAUACUUGUGAGUCCAGUAUGUUACACCAAGGAGAAUUACUAUUAUUAAUUUAAAACUGUCCUUCUAAUUUAACAUUGUAUACCAUUGUCUCACUCAGUUGUCACGAACGUUUCCUAUCACUAUUUUUGUAUUAACAUAUUAUUUAUUGAAUUGAAUAAUAAUUGUUAUACCGAUUCAUUUGUAAAUCGUUGUUUUAGGAAUUUAUUUAGCUAUAAUGAGUCUUAUUUAUUAUAAUAAGUAUUUUCUUAAUGGUUGUUUUAAUG